Molecule: messenger RNA, 555 nt
Organism: Pogoniulus pusillus (Red-fronted tinkerbird)
Lineage: Eukaryota; Metazoa; Chordata; Aves; Piciformes; Lybiidae
Product: olfactory receptor 14J1-like
Exons: 1
Coding region: 1-555 (184 amino acids)
Biological process (GO): G protein-coupled receptor signaling pathway
Cellular component (GO): membrane
Molecular function (GO): olfactory receptor activity; odorant binding
Source: RefSeq, a predicted model, not a curated record
AUGGCCUACGACCGCUACGUUGCCAUCUGCAUUCCCCUGCACUAUGGCACCCUCCUGGGCAGCAGAGCUUGUGCCCACAUGGUAGCAGCUGCCUGGGCCUGUGGCCUUCUCUAUGAUCUGCUGCACACAGCCAAUACAUUUUCCCUGCCCCUCUGCCAGGGCAAUGCUGUGCACCAGUUCUUCUGUGAGAUCCCCCAGAUCCUCAAGCUCUCCUGCUCCACAGCCUACCUCAGGGAACUUUGGCUCAUUGUGGUCAGUGCCUGUUUAGCCUUUGGCUGUUUUGUGUUCAUUGUGGUGUCCUAUGUGCAGAUCUUCAGGGCAGUGCUGAGGAUGCCCUCUCAGCAGGGACGCCACAAAGCCUUUGCCACCUGCCUCCCUCACCCGGCUGUGUUGUCCUCAUUUGUCAUCACUGUCAUCUUUGCAUACUUGAAGCCCCUCUCCAUCUCCUCCCCCUCUCUGAAUCUGGUGGUGUCAGUUCUGUACUCAGUGGUGCCCCCAGCAGUGAACCCUCUCAUCUACAGCCUGAGGAACCAGGAGCUGAAGGGCAGCCCCUGA